Messenger RNA from Salvelinus fontinalis (brook trout), 1755 nucleotides. RefSeq names its product nuclear factor 1-like. Gene Ontology annotation, molecular function: RNA polymerase II cis-regulatory region sequence-specific DNA binding; DNA-binding transcription factor activity, RNA polymerase II-specific. Gene Ontology annotation, cellular component: nucleus. Gene Ontology annotation, biological process: regulation of transcription by RNA polymerase II. The record is from RefSeq and is a predicted model, not a curated record. The transcript has 3 exons. NCBI's taxonomy places the organism in Eukaryota, Metazoa, Chordata, Actinopteri, Salmoniformes, Salmonidae. The coding region runs from base 880 to 1734 and encodes 284 amino acids.
CGGAGCGUGCGUAUUGGCUGAGGCUGAGCAGCUCUCUGUGCCAAGUAGGUGGGCCUUGUGCGCGUUGGCACAGACUCAGUCAAUGGUUAGAGAAGGAAAGUGGAGAGGAACAGAGAGAAAGAGAGAGACAGUUGGAGAGAAAGAGGGGGGAAAAGAAAGAAGACUGCAGCCCGGGUUUGCCAGCGGUCGUACACUCUUCCAACAUUGAUUCGAGUCCUCUUGUUUUUUUUCUCUUCUUCUCCUCCGACCUGCUCCCCCCUCCCUCUCUUCUUCCGACUCUCAGUUUCUCUCUCUAUCCGUGAGUCUUACUUAGCCUACAGAUCUGAACCAGUACCACCAUACUACUGCUUUGCCAAAGCAUUUUUGUUUUGUUUUUGGCCCCCAAAAUGUUUUUCCUUUUUUGAAAGCGAACAAAGAAGCGAUUUCAUUUAACAUUUUUAAACUCAUCUCAUUGCUUUAUUUAAAUUGUAUCAUAUUUUAUUACACGCAUACAACCUUUGUUGUUGUUUUGUAAUUCACUUUUUAACUUUCCCUCCACCCUCCACCCUCUCUCUCUCUCUCCGGUGUUGUUGAACACCACCUGGUUUAGCAUCUCUUCUGCCACAGUACCUCCUGUGUUUCUGUGCUGGUACUACACCAUCCUCACCCCCUCCUUUGCCUCUCCUUCAUUCUUGACUUUGUUUUUCUUCUUCUUGCAUUUAUUGGACAAUUUCUGCAGCUUUCCUCCGUUUUUUUCCCCUCCUGCCUUUCUUCUUCAUUUGUUUUGUAAUUUGUAACAUACUGUAGUUGCGGAAGUUGUUGUGUAUUGACUCAGUAAACCAGUAUCGAACUGGUAAUACUGUUUUGUCUGGCGCAGUGAAUUUAUCAUGAGACAGCGAAAUGGAUGAAUUCCACCCGUUCAUCGAGGCCCUGCUGCCCCACGUCCGAGCCUUCUCCUACACAUGGUUCAACCUGCAGGCCCGCAAGCGCAAGUACUUCAAGAAGCACGAGAAGAAGAUGUCCAAGGAGGAAGAGCGUGCAGUCAAAGAUGAACUGCUGGGAGAAAAAUCCGAGAUCAAACAGAAAUGGGCGUCGAGGCUCCUCGCCAAGCUCCGCAAGGACAUCCGGCCAGAGUUCCGGGAGGACUUUGUCCUCACCAUCACCGGGAAGAAAGCCCCCUGCUGCGUCCUCUCCAACCCCGACCAGAAGGGUAAGAUCAGGAGGAUCGACUGCCUGCGCCAGGCCGACAAGGUGUGGAGGCUGGACCUGGUCAUGGUCAUCCUGUUCAAGGGCAGCCCACUGGAGAGCACGGACGGAGAGCGGCUGGCCAAGUCGCCCCAGUGCUCCAACCACGGCCUGUGUGUCCAGCCGCAUCACAUCGGUGUCUCCGUCAAAGAGCUGGAUCUCUACCUGGCCUACUUCGUCCAGGCACCAGGAAGGCCCGUUGGUUGCUGCUGGGAUUCUCUGGGGUUGGCCUGGGACCAGGAUGUUGUGAGCGGUGUGUGUAUGUCCUCUCAGGCCGCAAGCUGCCUCCUCUUCUCCGUCUGCCUGAUGAGCGCCAGCACCGCACCGAGCCUGGCUGCCAAACACCGUCUCAGCCACCGCCGCCACCGCCGUAUAGAAACACACACACACACACAGUCAACGCCGCACACCCACAAAGCCAAACAUAGUCUAGGCUGCACACACACAAAGCCUAACACCGUUUCAGUCGCCAUUGCACACACACGCACUCGUACAUACAGCCAAACAUAGUAUCAGUCGCUGUCGCACACA